CAAUUUUAAACUUGUUUACAUAGGACACGGUGCCUUUUCUAAAAAAAUAAGCACCAUAGGCACAUCAAAGUAUAUUAAUGAAUUGCCAUAUAAAUACAAAUGUUAUUAUCGGAUAACAAUUAUUUGAAUUUCGUAUAGGAAUACUUUUGUUAUCAUCAUGCCAGUGCGUCCCACAAUGAUGGUGCUGUACAGCAAUGAUGCUACCGUGGUGAGGUACUCUGACGGAUCACGUUUGCACGUCCUUCCCUGCGGUUCAUCAUUCACACAUCACUGCAUGCAAGAUGCUCACCCUGUACAUGGGCUGAAGUCUGUACAACAAAGAUGUCAGUAUGCCACUAGUCAAUUUAAAGACUUGUUACUAGCUGCGCUGGAUUUUAGAAACAGGUUUGCAGAACGCCCGUUUCUGUGUCAGGAAUUGUUGGAACAAGAUCACAUUGUGGACCUGUACGCAAACAUUCGUGAGAUAGCCUGGCCUAAAGAAGUGACAGAAGAAUGCACAGAGGUUUGCCAAGAUGGGAGUGUGGCGAUAACCUCAAAGGACGAAUUCGCAAGUUUAGUACUCUCCCCUCAUCGACAAGAUUUCACCAUCUGUUACCUGUCCCACCUCAGUGACGAUAAAAAGAAAGUUGAAAAAGGAAUUGGAGCGCGUAAGAAGGUCGAUGAGUUAAAUACUGGAAAGAUAAAUGAACUAGAAGGUCAUACACAUGUGAAAAACUGUGUUGUAAAAGCUGAGAAAACAGAGAUUGAAGGACGUUACAUUGAUAUAAAUCCUAAGCAUAGAUCUCUCACACCAGAUAUUGUGAAGCAGAAUAUUCAAAUUGGUGAGGGGUUAAAUCUUUCACCGAUAACUCAAGCAAGUUGCGCAGACAGUCCACAGUCCCUGAGUGCUGGAAGUGGUAGUCCGUUUACGCUGCAUAACGCCUCAACCGAUGAUAAUGCGAAGUUCAGGCCAUUUUCUACUCCGACGGAGGGCCUAGAACAAAGGGCUAGUGGGGAUAACUAUGAGGGAAGUUUUCUGUGUGAGCAGUUUGGCACGAAACCUCUAAAGGCUGGCAUCAAAACGAGUCAAACACGAGUUGAAAACAAAAUUGAGAACCGAAGCACAGAGUCGGCUGCUUUACCUCAGAAACAUGAUCCCAUAUCAGUUCCAUGUUGGGUUGAGGAUCAACGUAAACAUGCAGGCAUGUCACUUCAGGAUAAUGUUUGCUUUGAACGGGCUCUGAUGACAGGGUUGAAGGAAACGGGGGCGGAGACAGGAUUGAACCAAAAGACGGUGGACUGUAGUUCAAAGACGAGACAUCGCUACACUUGGCUGACACGACACGUUUCGUGUGACGAGUGCCCAGCAUAUUUGAGAAACACAGUCAAAAUGGCAAAAUAUCUGGCAGAAAAGGGCGUUCAGAAAGUUUUACCAGAUAAAAAUGGAAGUCUCUUGAAUAAGCAGUUUGACCCGACAUCCCUUCGAAAGAUCAAUCGCAAGGAGUGCUGCAUGUCUUUGGUACCAGAUCCCUUGCCACUUUCCUGCCCCGGGCAACAUUUGCACAAGGUCUUCGGGAAAAAUGUGUACGAUGAUGGCAAAAAUCCUGCUGAAGACCCUUCAACUCUGUCCCAGGGACGUCUCAAAGUGAUCCUCAUUGAUGGCGUCAUUUACAGGAUUGUGAGGCUACAAACAACCAAGAUUGUGGAAGUGUACCCAGGGGAUGGGAGUGUGCUUGUAUCGCAGGGCAUGACUGGCCAGUUCUUCCAACAUAUCAUAGCGCAUGGAAACAAGUUGGAAGAACGCACCUACUCUCUUAAAGCGCCCCCUGUGACCUCUGCAGGCAGCAAGUACUGCAUGCGGUCCCUGAUCCAGCGAGCCAACAGGUUUCUUGCACAUGUGAGACAAGAGGACAACAUGCCUGCGUCACUUGGACUAUGUUGUUGGAAGCAUGAAGAAGUCGUCCUCAGCGAGCCCUCCUCCACGCACAUUUUAGAGGAGUGUGAGAUAGCGGGGUACGGUCGCUUCAGCGCGCUCUCUAACGGGGAGGUGAGGAUAGUGUUUAACGACCGCACGUGCCUCGACAUGGUUGCUGACUUCUCAGCUAGGCUCGGAGAGGGCUCAAGGAGUGGGCAGGGUACGCGCACUCUGGCGGACAAAACUGCAGGAACCUGCCGCUUGCUUCUACAAAACGGACAGUACCAGAUGGUUAGCGUUCAGCAGCCGGGGCAGUUCAAAAGGUACGUUUCCGUAGCCCAGGAGUGGAUAGAUUGGGUCAAUUCCUCGCCACAGAAGAGGGAAACUUUCUACAAAGAAAGGUCGGACAACUCAGUGCAGAUGUCUGUAGAACGGGAGUUGCAAAGAAUACAAUGCUUUAACUACAUAGUGGACAACACGGUACUGAAGACCGGACAGUCGUCAACAAAUGUUUCAAAAGAAACUAAGCAAGGCGCAUUCAGGCCAUUUUCAGGCGACAGCAAGCCUGGUCCAAGUAUUUUACGUAACUCUGAACAAAAUAGGGCUCGGAUUGUUGACUCACAGCCUAGAUCUGUACAAAUUCAUUCUCCGUCCUCUAGUGCUGACACGACUAGUUCAACACUUCCGCCAUCUUUGCAAUCGUUCCGUGCGCAAGAUAGGUGCGCGCCGAAUGGAAGGCCGAUUCCCAUCGGUCAGGCUUUUGUGACGUCAGAAUCUAGAUUGAGUGGUCUUGACUUUAAUAUCUCCAAUUUUUCAGGUUUUGAAGGUUUUAAUUCUGUUCGCAAGGCGCUGAUGAUGACUUCCAGUGUAAUAAAAGAUAUUGAUCAACUUCUAGAGAGAAAAUAAAGAUUUGCACCAUCAGAUAUUUAUAAUGAUGUGUAUGUCGUUAUUUAUAUAUCACAUGAUUCCGUUGACAUGCAAUUUCUCUGAUGCUAUUUUGCGGCCACACAUGUUUACGAUAACGAAUUCCUGUGUUUACGGAGUUGUCUUGCGAAAUGGACAUGCUUCUCUAGAGCAGCUCUACGUGAUUACGUACUUAGAAUAAUUCUCAUUUACAUUACCAAGAAGCUAUUAUUUAUUCAAAGAGAAUUUACGUCGAUGUUCCAAAUCCGAUUUGUACUAUCUACUUUGAAGGCAAUCAGGGCGCAUUGUCAGACACUCUAGUUAAGACGUGUGUGUAUCAUGACACAGCUUACAGAGAUCUCAUUUGUCUCACUUUUUUAAACACACAUCAAAGCAUUUAUCACAUUAAUUUCGCAAUCGCCAAACUAUAAAUUCAAUAGUUCGUUAUUAGAUGAAGUGUCUUUGCAAUUCAUUAAUAAAUCAGUUCGCCUUA
Dreissena polymorpha is the source of this 3290-nucleotide messenger RNA. RefSeq lists its product as uncharacterized. NCBI's taxonomy places the organism in Eukaryota, Metazoa, Mollusca, Bivalvia, Myida, Dreissenidae. The record is from RefSeq and is a predicted model, not a curated record.